CUUAGGUGCGUACAGAUACACGGCUGUGAAAGGGUACAUCGGAUAAUACUAGGCAUCAAGAAAUACAGCCGUCAUGUCUGGGUCCAAAAGUAAAGGAUGUAUGAAGUCGGCCAUCAUCAUAUUCAACCUCAUCGUGUUUGUAAGUAGUCUUGCCGGAUCAGCAGUGCUAGCCCUCGGGAUUUUCAGUCUCGUUUCGGAUUAUGGCGCUAAACAACUAUCUUCUGUGCUUGGUAACGACCUGUAUCACGAUGCCGCUUACGUUGCCAUAGCAGCAGGAGCCGCUAUAACAGCCAUCUCUAUGUGUGGCUGCUGUGGCUCAAUCAAAGAAAGCAAAUGCAUUCUGGGAAUGUAUCUGGUGUUCAUGAGCUUCAUAUUUGUCGUGUUGCUGACAGCUGCCGUCCUUAUUUUCAUAUUCCUUGGGCAAAUCUCCAAGGACGCCAAAGUAUCGAUGACGUCAAUUCUGACGGAGCAGUACGGAGUGGACCUAGACGAACGCGCCGACAACAGGGUCGUUACGGACAUGUGGAACUUCAUGCAGAAACAGUUACAAUGCUGUGGUGUCUCCGGGGGAGCGAACUCUACCACCUCCUGGGCGGCGUACAAGCUGGAGUCAAAGUGGUAUGAACAGUUUUCAGCAGGGAUACCAUACGUGCCUGACAGUUGUUGUCGGCCCGAGGGUGACCUGGAGCUGUGUACAGGGAUGAAGACGUUUUCUGGUCCCCCUGGGGCUGAUGUUCCCCUCCUACCCGGUACUGGCAGAAACCCACACAUGUACGAUACGGGUUGCUAUGACGAGGUUGUCCAUUACGUACAGGGCCACGCCCUAAUCAUCGGAGGGGGAGCGCUAGUGGCGGUCGUUAUAAUUCUGUUUGGCAUCAUCUCUGGUGUGUGUUUAUGCAAGAGAAUUAGGUACGAUGCGUUCCUCUCGUAAAGCUGUGGAUCACGUGACCACCACGUGACGGAGCCUAGACAAAUCAUUCGAGUCGAGCAGCAUCAUCAAUAGUACUACUUGAAAAGGACUGAAAUAUAAAAGAUAAACAGAUGAAUUGUAAACUUUCAUUUGGAUAAAUUUAAAUAUCCAUAUUUUCAAUUGAUGUCCUGAUUGGUAAAUGUUCGUGGAUGUGUGAUAUGAGAGAGAUAAAUGUCGACUCAUAAUAGGAACACUUUUGCGCCGUUCGUGUGUUCCCAUUGACUGCGCCCUGAAAUCCAAAACAUAACGUGCUGUUGUUUCUGUGUGCGUCAGGUCAGCAAUGACACGAAGAAGUAGACAUUUUGUCAGUUGUUCACGUCAUUGAAUAUAACAUAGGAUUUCUAGAACUCUGCGUUUCGCCAUGAAUAAUAUGUUUAUCCGAGAAGUUCCUGUUUAUUUAGAAUAUUGUGUUUUCUGGAAUAUCUUGCUGCUUUGGGUUGCUUUGCAAACUUAACUGUAUGUAUAUACAUGGAUAGCGACCCAAACGAAAAAUGAAUUGUGAGCAGUUUCUGUGAGAACACCCUAUUUAUAUUCAACACUCUAUUUUCAUGAAUACCAUGUUUAUCUGGAAUACCGUGUUUAUCUGGAAUACCAUGUUUAUCUGGAAUACCGUGUUUAUCUGGAAUACCAUGUUUAUCUGGAAUACCAUGUUUAUCUGGAAUAUCAUGUUUAUCUGGAAUACCAUGUUUAUCUGGAGGCUGUGUUUUUGUCACUGAUAGGUUAUUUCAAUUUUUAUUUACAUGGAUUUACCAAACGCCCUUUUUCUCUGGAUUUAUUUUUGCGGUCAAAAUGACAAGUCAAAUUGAUAAAUUAAAAUAUUACUUCAGUCUGUACGUUAGAGUAUAGUUACACUGUACAUCGGUUUGGUAUUCAUUUGAUCCUAGUUUGGUUCAUUCUGUAAUAUUCACCAUCUGUAACAAAUCACAUUUUCAUCCAAUACGCUAUAAAUCACAGGGGCUCGACAUUUGCUAAUUUUCACUGAAUAUCAUGGCGGUAAGGAAUUUAAUAUGAAACACUAUUCGUACAACCGUAUUAUGAACGUGCCUAGCUCCUGUGCCUCCGCUUGUGUUAAUCUGGCCAUUCAUUUCUCUACAUCAUAUGUUACAAAUCACGUUGCUUAUCUGUAUGGUAUAUCCAACAGCCUAUAAAUAGCAGGGGGCCGACAUGUGAUAAUCAAAUAAUAAAUAACUGCUGUGAGUGUAGUAUGGUAGGGAUAUAUCACAGGGAUGAGUAAUAUUAGAUAGAGUAAAUAACGAAGGUCGGAGGUCGGAGUUGGUUCUUAAUCAUUUAAAUACUAAAUCGUAUGCGGCCAGAUGUAUGCUGCUAUUGUUGUUUAUUUAAGUCCUUUGUACAUAUAAAAUUAAUUUAUAAUCAUGUGUCUGUAAGAUUUUAGAUGUUUCACUGUGCGAGUGAGUGAUAUUCUGUGAGAGAUUUAUAAAACGUUACAUUGAUAAUUAAAUUAUGAUUGGG
Messenger RNA from Mizuhopecten yessoensis (Yesso scallop), 2440 nucleotides. Its product is annotated as tetraspanin-18-like. Gene Ontology annotation, cellular component: membrane. The record is from RefSeq and is a predicted model, not a curated record. The transcript has 9 exons. Lineage: Eukaryota; Metazoa; Mollusca; Bivalvia; Pectinida; Pectinidae. Bases 74 to 931 code for a protein of 285 amino acids.